Molecule: messenger RNA, 1894 nt
Organism: Penicilliopsis zonata CBS 506.65
Lineage: Eukaryota; Fungi; Ascomycota; Eurotiomycetes; Eurotiales; Aspergillaceae
Exons: 5
Coding region: 1-1731 (576 amino acids)
Molecular function (GO): ATP binding; ATP-dependent protein folding chaperone
Source: RefSeq, a predicted model, not a curated record
AUGAAGCCAUCCUCCGAAAGAACCAUUGUUAUCGCUGUAGACUUCGGGACUACCUUCUCAGGUAUCGCCUGGGCUCAGACAGCAGAUCCAGAAAGCCAUCGUGUCAUCAACCAGUGGCCUGAUGUGUCCUCCAGCUCCUUAGGUGGAAAAUCGAGUGAGAAGGUUCCCAGCGAAAUUGCAUACCGAUACACCAAUUCAGGCCCUGAGUCUCUUUGGGGAUUCCAGAUCCCGGACUGCAUGCCGCGCCAUCAAUGGAUUAAGCUUGGCUUGGUACCUGAUAGGACGUCAGGAGUGAACUCACGGUUUUCUCAUAUAUCCACAGACUGUCGAAAUGUCCAGGAUACUCCGUAUCAUGCGAAGCCCGAGGAAAUUGUGACGGACUAUCUUCGAUCUUUGCGCAGCCAUACAAUCGAGGUUUUGAGAUCAAAAAUUGGAAAGCCAUUUGAGACCAUGCAGUUAGCGUUCGUGAUUACGGUUCCCGCAAUGUGGCCGGAGGCUGCAAAAGCGAAGACUCUUUCAUGUGCCGAGAAAGCAGGCUUUGGGGAAACAUCUAAGAUUCACAUCAUAUCAGAGCCGGAAGCUGCAGCCACACAUGCUUUCAAAGUUUCAAAUCCUCAUGGUUUAGAGGUUGGUGACACGAUUGUUCUCUGCGAUGCCGGUGGAGGAACAGUAGAUCUGAUCACCUUUUCCAUCUUGGAACUUCAACCAAAUCUUCGCUUGAAAGAAGAGGCACCAGGCAAUGGCGGCCUCUGCGGAGGUACGUUCCUGAACAGAAAAUUUGAGGAGUUACUGAAAGCAAGACUAUCCUCUUGCCCUGGUUGGGAUCGAGACACCUUAGACGAGGCACUCAACAGAUUCGAGGUAGCCAAGCGAAGCUUUGGAGGUGACAUUCGUGACGACUUUGCGUUCCCAGUUCCUGGUCUAGCUGAUGAUCCUGAAAAGGAAAUCAAACGUGGAAGAAUCAUGCUUUCUGGACGUGAAAUGGCCGAUAUUUUCCUUCCCAUCUUCCAGGAUAUCCUGGAGCUGGUUAAUGAGCAGCUUGAAACAUCAACACAGAAAGCGAAAUCAAUAUUCCUCGUUGGGGGAUUCGGACAGAGCCCCUAUCUACGCAAAUUUCUGCGCGACAAUAUUUCCAAUGAUAUAAAUGUGAUUCAAAUUGUUGACGGUUGGACAGCUGUUGUUCGAGGAGCACUGGCAAAGACAAUCGCUUCAACCACCUCGUCCAUUCCUAGAAUUACCGUGGAGUCUCGAGUGGCCCGAAAGCAUUAUGGGAUGAUUAUGAGUACACCAUUCCAGCCUCAUCUACAUGAAGAAUCAAAGAAGUACUGGGAUUAUUUCCAUGGCGACCAUCGUAUUCAAGUCUUGUACUGGUUUAUCCAAAAAGGAGACCAGAUCAAGGAGGGAGAACCCAUUGAAACUUCCUGGACCCAAAAACACCUAGAAUCCGAGGGCCCGUUCCAUUCCAUUUCCGUUCAGAUGUAUGAGUUGGAUAUCCCUAUCGGUGCCAUCGCUCCGUUAUACUUUACUCGGAAGAUGAAGAAACAUGCACGUCUUGACCCCAAUCUAAGCCAGAUCCAAAAAGACCGUAUCCCUGUUGUUCAAGGAAAAGAUGGCGAAAAUUAUUACAAGAUCGACUUCAAGAUCCAUGCUGCUUAUUUCUCGGCUCAUUGCGAAUACACUCUUUGGUACGAGGACAAGGAUCAUGGUUAUGUGGAUGUGAGAUAUUCUUGAAAUCUUCAGAAAUCUGGCUGUUGGUCAAAAUAUGCUGAGCCAAGCGAUCCUUGACUCUGUUUGAAUCAAUUGUGAGGGUUUAUUCAGGAUACUUCAUCUGGAAUAUUUCAUUUGGGACAAUUUGAUACUAUUGACUAUUGAGUUGCUAGCAGAGCCGAUUAUU